GAUCGGCCGCGUUGUCGUGCUUGUCCUUUGCCGCCCAUCAUAUAUACUACCUCACUUCCAUUUUCAAGAGACGGACCAAUAAUCGGCCAUGGCUGCACCUGCAUUCCUCCUCCUCCUCCUCCUCGCUGUCGCCGGAGCAGUUGCUGGUGCCGAAUACGACCGACCACCAGCCGUUGUCGUGAUGAACUUCACAGAGUUCGGCCCCGUCGAUGACAUGAUCUCCGUGGGCGUGGAGACUCACGACCUCUCCAUCGGCGGCUUCACCAACGGGCGCGGCCACUGGCAGUCCUUCCCAGGCCACGACCAGCUGUUCCCGGAUUCCACGCCCCUCCCGUUCGGCAACAGCUACGAGGAGCUCAUCGGCGGCCUGGCGAACCUGCCGGACCUGCCGCUGGGGCGGGAGGCCAUGCAGCAGGCCGCCAGGGUGCUCUCCGCCUACGACCUGGCCACCACCACCGACUUCGAGCCGCUCAAGCGGGCGCUGGCGUCGCUGAAGGUGAUGCUAUCCGAGGCCGGCCGGCUGCAGCCCAUCAGCGAGACUGUCAGCAGCGGCUGGGAGAGCGGAGCCCGCGUCGCCCCCGAGCACCUGCCUUACAUCGAGCACUGGGACACCAUGUCCUACGAGAUCAUCCGCGCGAACCGGACGGGCAAGUGGGGCGGGCCCUUCACCGGCAUGCUGGAGAAGAGCGCCAACAUCCGCAGCAUGGACGAGGCGCUCGCCGUGGUCAAGGUGCUGCUCAACCCCAGCUUCGAGCAAGUGCUCAUGGCUCACGCCACCAUCAUCAACCUGGAGUAAACUUGCAUCUGGUUUAGACUUUAGAUAGAACUGUGCUCCGGACAUCUCGACUCCAAGUUUCUUCAGGUUCCUCUUCUUAUAGUUAUUAUCUGGUUGGAUCAUGUACUUUCGCAAAAAAUAAAAAAAGUAUGCCCUUUCAGCUUGCUUG
Lolium perenne is the source of this 944-nucleotide messenger RNA. Its product is annotated as 60 kDa jasmonate-induced protein. NCBI's taxonomy places the organism in Eukaryota, Viridiplantae, Streptophyta, Magnoliopsida, Poales, Poaceae. Gene Ontology annotation, molecular function: rRNA N-glycosylase activity. Gene Ontology annotation, biological process: negative regulation of translation. The record is from RefSeq and is a predicted model, not a curated record.